CCUUUGAGAAUUUAGUGACCAAACAAGUGCUUGUCCUAACAGCACAUUUGCUGCCUGCAUUCCUUGACACGAAGGUUUUACACUCUGGCAAAAGAUGCCCAAGAACAGCACAAGUACAAAGUGAAUGAGCCGAAAUCAUAUAAUCUAUCUAAAGAAUGAAAAGUUGGAUUAUAGUGCUGGCUAUUGUAGUCAGCACAAAAGAAACACAAAAACAGGACAUCUGUACCCGAGGGUAUCCUGGCAUCCCUGGCAAUCCUGGACACAAUGGCAUACCUGGACGUGAUGGACGUGAUGGCUCAAAAGGUGACAAGGGGGAUACAGGCAAAACAGGACUUCCUGGAUCUCCAGGGAAAGAUGGUGCAAAUGGAGAGAAAGGAGAGCAAGGAACCAAUGGGACUGUUGAAGAGAAAGGGAACAAAGGAGAAAAAGGAGAAAGAGGACCACCUGGGAAACUUGGACCCAAAGGAAUUAUAGGGUCAGUGGGUUACAAAGGUCAGAAGGGAGAACUGGGACUGCAGGGGCAAAAGGGAUUAAAAGGAGACAUUGGGCCCAUAGGUCCAAAGGGGACCAAGGGUGAAAUUGGCCAUCCCGGAAGAAUUGGUUUGCCAGGGCCUAUUGGCCCAACUGGUGAUCCAGGUCCUAAAGGUAAUACUGGCGAUUUGGGGCCGCAAGGUAAUCCAGGAGUCCAGGGGGAAAGAGGCUUGAAAGGGGACAGAGGAGAUAAAGGAAACAUCGGUGCCACCGCAGUCCUGCCAAGAAGUGCUUUCAGUGUAGGCCUUACAGUCGGCACCAAAUUUCCCCCUUCUAAUCGCCCCAUCAAGUUUGACAAGGUGCUGUAUAAUGGCCUAAAUGACUAUAAUCCAACUACUGGCAAAUUCACCUGCAAAUAUUCUGGUGUUUACUACUUCACCUACCAUAUCACUGUCUAUGCAAGGAAUGUUAGAGUAGCUCUAGUGAAAAAUGGGAUCAAGCUGCUGCACACUGUGGACAGAUAUCAAGGCGCUGAAGACCAGGCCUCUGGAGCUACUAUCCUUGAACUCCAGAGCGGAGAUGAGGUGUGGCUGCAGGCUCACCCAGGAGAAGCUUUUAAUGGGUUGUUUGCUGAUGAGGAUGAUGACACAACCUUUACUGGAUUCUUACUAUUUAGUAACUCUGACAUGCUGGAGUCACUCCCAUUACCCGUAGGGUAAAUCCACGUUCUAUUGUUGUUUGACUUGGGCAAAUUGUUGUUUGAUUCCUAUUGACCUGAGUUUCAGGGUGUUGUAAGCAAUGGAGGUGCUGUAUUAUAAAGCAAUGCUGCUUUACUUCUUUAGAAUUCUUCCCCAGUCUUCAACUUCCUAAACUACUUCCAGCUUGCAUUUCGAGCAUUUUUUCCUAAGGAAACAAGACUUAUCCAAGAAUGCUGUAUGGCUAUGUCCCCCAGUUCUCCCUAAUAAAGUUUUCAUCUCCUGGCCAAUUUCAACUGAAUUCAAUAGACAACAGAAAACAUACAGGGAAGUACGCCAAAGUCUAGAAAGGAGAACAAAGACUGCCUUGUCCAAGGCCUUGAGCAAGGAUGGGACCAGGUAGAGAUCUCCCUAAAAGUUUAGUAAAAAAACUGCAGUGGAAGGAAAAUGAAGAAAAUUCAGCCAUUAUCCAUUUUGUUUCAGAGCAGUGGGCUGGCCAUCAGCAUUUCUGUAUUGCUCAGACAGUCAGAACAGCAAACUGUAGCUAUGGGAGGAACUGAAGUCAUCUCAGUGGAAAGGUGCAGGAUCAUACUACAUGUAUCUGUAGAACGGCCAGGACUCCGUAUGCCUGCAACUGCUCUUUGUUCAAGGAACAACUUACUGUGCUGCAUUUUUCAUGAUUAACUGUUAAACACACCUCAAGACAAGAGAAAUAAGCACAUUCUGAGGAGUUUGUAUUAAACUCCUUUUGUCCCAGUCACAAAAUUAAUGUUUAUUUAAUAAACUGUUCUAAUCUACUGUUGCCAAAUUUGCUUUUUAAAAGAGGCAAAAUUAAUGGGCUUGCACAUUUUAUGCCUGUAGUUUCAGUACAAUUGAGUACAAUUAGUUUUAACGAAUGGCUUCUGUGUAAGGGCAACUCUUGUGUCUACAGUACUGGGCUUGACGCAUUAUUGGUUUGGUAACAUACUACAACUAUACAGUGAUACUACAUACACCAGUUUUGAAGGACAAACGUUUUAAAAGAAAGUGGGACAACAUUUUCUCAUAUGAUCAUCAAAAUAUUACGGUACCUUUUAAAUAUAUUGUAUUACCCAUAUUUCAAUUUAUAAAUGCGAGUCCUAUUAGGAGUUCUUUAGAUUCUUUGCCUUUGACUUUCUUUAGAUUUCAUAUAUCACAGACAUGCAAUUUCCCUUUCAUAUGCCCUUGUGUAAGAUAAUUUUCACUCUUCUGGCAGCUUCAGCUGUUCAAAAAUCAUUAUUCAGACUCUAAGCAUGAACUUGGAUUCAGAUGUAUAUUUGAGUUCUACCUUUUUUGUCUUUAGAACUAUUUCAAACUUUUGAAUUCAUGCACUGUUGUAAUUCUAGCAGCUGGAAUUUAAGAAAAAUGCUGUCACAAGACCUACGAUAAAAUUGCAAGUUCUGGCAAGUAAGAGAUGCCAUCUUGUCUAUACAUUAGAUAGUAGUUAUUUCCAAGCUAGUUUGCAUCUUUCUAGGUGGUAUGUAUUGAUGGAGAUGAAAUUAGGUUGGUUUGCAUCAUUUCAAAAUAAGUUUUAAACUUGGAUUUAGCAGAGUUUGACACCUCCACACAGGCUGCUUGCUUUUUGGCACAGCUUUUGGUGCAGCUGGUCUGAAUUUUUAAACAUGGCUUUUAAAUAUGGUUCUUUGCCU
Messenger RNA from Dromaius novaehollandiae (emu), 2833 nucleotides. Its product is annotated as complement C1q and tumor necrosis factor-related protein 9A-like. Bases 156 to 1190 code for a protein of 344 amino acids. Gene Ontology annotation, molecular function: protein binding. The record is from RefSeq and is a predicted model, not a curated record. The transcript is spliced from 4 exons. Lineage: Eukaryota; Metazoa; Chordata; Aves; Casuariiformes; Dromaiidae.